Messenger RNA from Dentiscutata heterogama, 639 nucleotides. NCBI's taxonomy places the organism in Eukaryota, Fungi, Glomeromycota, Glomeromycetes, Diversisporales, Gigasporaceae. The record is from the annotation of a GenBank genome assembly.
AUGGAUGAUUAUGAGGCUGAAUGCACCAUUAUAUCAAAACAAUAUGGUGUCAAGGAUGCCCAAAAUCUCAAAGAACAGGUUGUGCUUCUUGGUAUCAUCUCCACAGUUAUGCCAAUUCUUUUAACUAAAUAUCCGGACUUGUUGGCUUUGGAUUCUACUGGCUGUCAUAACAGCUUAAACUUCCCAAAUACAGCUUUCAUGGUUAGGUCAGAUAAACCUCAUGGUCGAGUCAUAGCAAUAUUUAUAAGUGAUAAGAAAACAAUACUAGUUGUCGAUCUUAUGUUUGAGUCAUGGUUAGCUAUAAACAAAUGGGAUCUUUAUCUAGUGGCAGCUAGAAAACAUUUUCCUAAUACACAAGCUACUAUUCUAGAUGCGAAAAAGCUUCAGACUGCCAUUGAAAUCACAAGCUUAGUAGUUGCAGAGACCAUCGUAUCUUAUUUUCAAAAGUAUUGGUUUUAUAUAUGGCCAGAUUACAAACAUAAUGAUUGUUCUAUAAAGAUAAAUAUGUUAUUAGAAAGCUAUUUCAAAAAGAAUAUGAUACUACACUAUCGAGAAAGAUACACCAAAUCUCUACAUUCAAACCUUAAAAAAAUAGAUACAUCAAUGUGCAUAGAUAGUGGAGAAAUUGAAAGGGAGAAG